AUGGAUUCCGACGAGCUUAUGCCUGAUCCCGCUUCAAAUUUAGAUGAGGAUCUGGAUGAGAAAUAUCCAAACCGCCCGCAUAACCAUGCUCCAACACUUCCAUUCCAUGAGCUGUACACGGAACUUUUCGAUACCCUCAGUCAAAUCAAAAAGAAGCCAGUGACAUCAACUUUAGCUCGGAGGAAGGCCGGGCCUAACACAGGCAAAGGAAAUCUGAAUCCAUACGAGCUCCGGCACGAUGUCAUCGCCCGUUUUAUUUCACGAUGGCGCAAAGAAGUGGGCGACGACAUAUACCCCGCCUUCCGGCUGAUAUUGCCUGACAAAGACAGGGACCGCCCGAUGUACGGGAUCAAGGAGAAAGUUAUUGGCAAGAUGCUUGUCAAGAUCAUGAAGAUUAACAAAGAAUCUGAAGAUGGCUACAACUUACUCAAUUGGAAACUACCCGGUUACAGUGCUGCGACCCGGAUGGCCGGUGACUUUGCUGGGAGAUGCCAUGAUGUUCUGUCCAAGCGGCCUAUGCGAACGGAUCCAGGUGACAUGACCAUCGAGGAAGUGAACGAGAAGCUUGAUAAGUUGUCUGCAGCCUCCAAAGAUGACGAACAAGCGCACAUACUGGCUGAAUUCUAUCGGCGUAUGAACCCGGACGAGCUUACAUGGCUCAUUCGUAUUAUCCUUCGCCAGAUGAAGGUCGGUGCUACCGAGCGCACUUUCUUUAAUGUCUGGCACCCGGACGCCGAGAGCCUGUACAGUAUUUCUAGCAGCCUUCGACGUGUUUGCUGGGAGCUACAUGAUCCCAAUAUCCGGCUUGAGGCAGAGGAUCGCGGGAUUGGACUCAUGCAGUGCUUCCAGCCCCAAUUGGCCCAAUUUCAGAUGCAAUCGUUCGAUAAGAUGAUUUUGCGGAUGCGCCCGACGGAGGAAGAUCCUGUAUUCUGGAUCGAGGAAAAGAUGGAUGGUGAAAGAUUGCAACUUCAUAUGGCUGCCGAUGAAUCGGUCCAAGGAGGUCGCAGAUUUGCCUUCUGGUCCCGCAAAGCCAAAGAAUAUACCUAUCUCUACGGCAAUGGGAUCUAUGACGAAAAUGGAGCGCUGACAAGACAUCUAAAGGAUGCUUUUGUAGAUGGUGUGCAAAGCCUGAUCUUGGAUGGUGAGAUGAUCACCUGGGACCCCGAGCAAGAUGCUAUGAUUCCAUUCGGAACGCUUAAGACAGCAGCUUUGGCGGAGCAGCGCAACCCCUUUUCGAAUGGCCCACGGCCUUUGUUCCGGGUGUUCGAUAUACUGCAUCUCAAUGGGCGUGAUUUGACCAAAUACACUCUCCGGGAUCGUCGAACUGCAUUACAGAAAUCAAUCAAGCCUGUCCAUCGCCGAUUCGAGAUCCUUCCUUAUGAAGAAGCUACCACAGCUGCAGAAAUCGAAACUUGCUUGCGCAAAGUUGUCGCCCAAGCCUCAGAAGGCCUCGUCUUGAAGAAUCCACGAGCUCAGUACCGUCUGAAUCAACGCCACGAUGACUGGAUGAAAGUCAAGCCAGAAUACAUGACUGAAUUCGGCGAGUCCCUUGACGUAGUAGUUAUAGGAGGCUACUACGGAAAGGGCCAUCGCGGAGGAAACCUUGCUAGUUUCCUCUGUGGUCUACGCGUCGACGACAACAAUUCAUCCCAGGGCUCAAAUCCCGAAAAGUUCUGGUCUUUCUGCAAGGUUGGGGGUGGGUUCACGGCCGCCGACUAUCGAGAAGUUCGUCACCACACGGACGGCAAAUGGAAGAAAUGGGAUUCGAAGAAGCCGCCAAGUCAGUUCAUAGAAUUGGGCGGUGGACCUGCUCAACAUGAAAGACCAGACAUGUGGAUCAGACCGUCUGACUCAGUCGUAUUAUGCGUGAAGGCGUCGUCUGUAGCAGUGAGUGAUGAGUUUCGUAUGGGAUUGACCCUCCGCUUCCCCCGCUUCAAGAAUUUGCGCAAGGACAAGAAUUGGAAGACAUCGCUGUCUGUUCAAGAAUUUUUGGACCUCAAGUCGAAUGUGGAGAAGGAGCAUCGCGAGAAGGAGUUCGAAGUGGACAGAUCUCGGAAGCAGAAGCGGGUCAAGAGAGCAACAAAAAAACCUUUGAACAUUGCAGGUUAUGAUGACAAGGACGAUGUGCAAUAUGCGGGACCAUCAGGCCGUAUCUUCGAUAAGCUGAAUUUCUUUAUCAUGACAGAUGCCAGCAUUCCGACGAAAAAGUCCAAAAGCGAGUUGGAGCAACUGGUCAAAGCUAAUGGCGGCAAGGUAUUCCAAACCAAUACUGCUGUGCCAGACACAAUAUGCAUCGCUGAGCGAAGGACAGUGAAAGUGGCAUCGCUACAAAAGCAUGGAAAUAUCAACCUUGUCAAACCAUCCUGGCUGCUGGAUUGUGUUCAGCAGAGCGAGAAGGAUGUAGGACUGCCAGACCUUUUGCUUCCAUUCGAACCUAGACAUAUGUUCUUCAUCAUGGAAGACCGAGAUGACGAAAUCAAAAUCAAUGUCGAUCGGUUCUCGGACAGCUAUGCUCGGGAUACAAAUGUCGACGAACUCAGAGAGAUUUUGAUGAACAUGACAAAUGAUGAUCAAAGUGACCGCACUCUUGAGUCUCGCACAUCCAACAGAAUAGAGAACAUUAUCCAGGAUAAAAUUGAUUCUGGAUACACGGCACCUUGCGGAUGGCUCUUCCGCCGAUUUACAUUUCUUUUCUUUGAAAAUGAUAAGGCACCCAAGGACAAUCAAGCAAGCCACAUUAUCACACUCAAUGACACUUGUCUGCAACUAGCACGAAAUACCGCACUUUUCGGAGGAGCAAAUACUGCUACCUCACUCGAAAGCCCCAAUGUUACCCAUGUCAUUGUCAACCCAGAGACGUUGUCUUUGGAAGAGAUAAAAUCUCUGCGAGAGUCUCUGGCUGCAAGACCAAGCAAAACUUUACCAUAUCUUGUCAGCAUGGCUUGGGUAGAAGAGAGUUGGAAGAAUGAAACCCUUCUGGAUGAAGAAAGGUUCGGUGUUCAUCGAUAA
Penicillium odoratum is the source of this 3009-nucleotide messenger RNA. Its product is annotated as DNA ligase (ATP) DNL4. The transcript is spliced from 7 exons. NCBI's taxonomy places the organism in Eukaryota, Fungi, Ascomycota, Eurotiomycetes, Eurotiales, Aspergillaceae. Gene Ontology annotation, molecular function: DNA binding; DNA ligase (ATP) activity; ATP binding. The record is from RefSeq and is a predicted model, not a curated record. Gene Ontology annotation, biological process: nucleotide-excision repair, DNA gap filling; DNA recombination; double-strand break repair via nonhomologous end joining. Gene Ontology annotation, cellular component: DNA ligase IV complex. Bases 1 to 3009 code for a protein of 1002 amino acids.